Molecule: messenger RNA, 2487 nt
Organism: Syngnathoides biaculeatus (alligator pipefish)
Lineage: Eukaryota; Metazoa; Chordata; Actinopteri; Syngnathiformes; Syngnathidae
Product: gastrula zinc finger protein XlCGF57.1-like
Exons: 2
Coding region: 398-2014 (538 amino acids)
Biological process (GO): regulation of transcription by RNA polymerase II
Cellular component (GO): nucleus
Molecular function (GO): DNA-binding transcription factor activity, RNA polymerase II-specific; RNA polymerase II cis-regulatory region sequence-specific DNA binding
Source: RefSeq, a predicted model, not a curated record
CUCCCUCUUCUUCUUGUUUUUAUAACCGGAUUUGUCUUUUAUUAGGAUUUCUGUUUUUAUCAUGUCGAUUUGCGUGAACCUGGCGUGAAAUUUUCCACUGCUGUUCUCCAUUCGCACAUUGUUUUUACGUCAUCGCUGCACUCGCUUCGACGCAGCUUGCUAAAUCUUACCGAAUUCAUUCCGAAAGAACCGAAGUCCAGACGCGGUACGUCCAUCGGAACUUCGCUUCGUGUAAAACGUCAUUCAUGAAAUUCCUGAAUCGUUUCAGUCGUCUCAGUGCACUUUUUAAGCUUUCGGGCCUAGUUUAGCUUAUCUUAUUUUACCUUAGCUUGCUGACAAAGAGACGCGUUUGUCGUCGAGAGUUUCGCCAAGUGUGUGCCUCCAAAGUCCCGAGAGAAUGUGCGAAAGAAGGACAGCAGCAGACUACGAGGAGGAUCUAUGUCGACCAAAAGAGGCCAAUGAGCGACAACGUCAAGUAAUGGAUGCUGUUUACAAAAAGCCUCCAGACCACAGUAAAAUAUAUUUUCACCCUGAGCAGCAGGGGCUGGAGCCUUCACAGAUUAAAGAAGAAGACGAGCCAGUGCUUCCUUACAUUAAAGAGGAGGAGGAACUCCUUUAUAUCGAUGAGGCUGAAAAAGAGCCCGCGGACUUUGAGGAGAAAGGGGAUUUUGCCACGUGGCCAUCGAUUGUUGUCCUUUUGAAGGGUGAAGAUGAAGGGCAAAGUGAGAGAGGAGUGGCGUCUCCAAGCAGCAGCACAAGUCAGCACGUGACAACAGAAGGUGAUGGAGGACCACAAGCAGAUGGUCUCAUAGCGCCACUAUCAGAUACGGACGACGUGUCACGCUCUCCUCACACUGACGACGAUGAACUGUCUGAAGGGGAUAUGACGCGCCUCACUGACGGCAAACGUUGGAAAUGCUCUCAUUGUAGGAAAACCUUUGUCUACAAGUCUCUUUUGAAAAAGCACAUCAUGACACACACUGGAGUGAAGCCUUUCCCUUGUUCUGUUUGUGAGCAAACAUUCGCUCAAGAGGGACAUUUAAGGAGACACGCGAGAAGGCACACAGGAGAGAAACCAUUUGUUUGCACAGUUUGUGGGAAAAGAUUUGCUCAAAGAACCAGUUUGACAACACACACGCGCACACACACUGGCGAAAAACCUUUUGUCUGCUCAGUUUGCGGUCAAAGGUUUGCUCAGAGAAACCAUUUGACUACACACACAAAAACGCACACUGGAGAGAAACCUUUUGUCUGCUCAUUUUGCGGCCAAAGAUUCUCUGAAAAGGGAAGCUUGAAAAGUCACACAAGAACACACACUGGCGAUAAACCAUUUUCCUGCUCAGUUUGUGGGAAAAGAUUUUCUCAGAAGAGUCAUUUAAGUGUUCACAGGAGAACACACACAGGUGAGGAGCCUUUUUCCUGCUCAGUUUGUGGGAAAAGAUUUUCUCAGAAGGGACAUUUAAGUGUUCACAGGAGAACGCACACGGGUGAGAAACCUUUUGCCUGCUCUGUAUGUGGCCAAAGAUUUUCUGUCAAGGGACAUUUAAAAGCACAUGCAAGAAUCCAUACUGGUGAGAAACCUUUCGCUUGCUCAGUUUGUGGCCAAAGAUUUACUACAAAAGCAUAUUUUAAAAUACACACAAAAACCCACACUGAUGGGAAUCCUUUUGCUUGCUCAGUUUGUGGGCAAAGAUUCAUUGUGAAGGGAUAUUUAAAAAUACACAUGAGAAUACACACUGGAGAGAAACCAUAUCCCUGCUCUGACUGUAGUAAAAGAUUCUCUACAAAAGAACAGUUAAAAUCUCAUGCAAGAACACACACUGGAGAAAAACCUUUUGCCUGCUCAGUUUGUGGGCAAACCUUUUCUCUGAAGGGGAACUUAAAAAGUCACACGAGAACGCACACUGGUGAAAAGCCUUUUGCAUGCUCAGUUUGUGGCAACAGAUUCUCAAGAAAGGGAAACCUCAAUAUACAUACAAGAAUACACACUGGAGAUAAACCUUUUGUUUGCUGAAUUAAAGACAAAAAAAUAAAAUUGCAAGGAUAAGGCUAAGUGCUGGUGAGAACACAAUCGUAAGAUUUUAAUGAAAAUCUAAAUGUAAAAUAUUUAAAUUGCUGUGACAGUAAUUUGAAAUAACUUAUUUUCUACUCUUAUCAACUUUGUUGUAUUUUUUUCCGCAUCAUCGUGUAUUCUCUAUACCUCUUAAAAGCAUCCUGUGGAUGAGUGUUGAGGAUCAGCGAUCAUGCGAAAACACUUAAAGCAUUUCUGUGCAUAUCAAAUACGUAAAUAUAGAAAUGUGAACAAUAAUUUACUGAUUGUUUUUUCUUUCUUUCUUAUAUUCUUUGAGUUAACUCAAGGUGUGGACACUUGUGUUGGAGCCUUGUAGGUCUUGCUCAAGUAUGAUUUUGUUUUGUAAAGAAGGGCUAGCCUUUUCAGUUAGCUUUGUCUUUUAUUUUUUGGAUUGAUUAAAAGCCAGUCAAAUAAAA